CCAGCGAUGGCGGGGGCGGAGAACAAGAGGCCUCGGAGCAGCGGCGGCAUGGAGAGGCCGCCCAGCAGGAAGGAGGAUGCAACUGGCAGAUGCCGUAGCGCCAAGUUCAACAGUCAACACAGCCAUGAUCCAUGUUGAAAGUUGAAAGUUGCAUCACCUAGAUUUUUUACUUUCCAGGAUUCCGUGUUUUUCCUUGUUAGCAAUACAUUGGGCACCUGGUGACUUUGGUCCCUGGAUCCAUCUGUUUCUAAGAUGAUAGCAACCAUGCCAUGAAUCAGCAUUUGAAGAGAACUGAUGGAGGAUGUAUGUAUACUGGGAGCUCAUGCAGAUAUCAUGCUUUUGGCUAGAUAUUGGGGAGGAAGAAGGCCAUGAAAGAACUUAUAAGGAAAGCUGUAGCUGUGAAGGAUCAUCUUGCGCAGUUCCCGGAUUAUCAUAAAUACGAGAGAAGCGGUUUUUCAAUCAACUUGGAAUCUGGGCAUGGCAAUCAGCUUCCAGUACCAACGAGGAAGUACAUCCAGAAUCUUCUCAAGGUUAACAUGGAGGGAACUUAUGGAUCAGAAUGGCCUUCAGAAGAGAAAAUUAAGCGCCGGGAAAUGGUUGCCCCAGAAGCACGAUAUAUCCUGAUCUGCCAAUAUGCAGACGGUGAUAUUGCCAAAUGUUUCUUGAAGCAAGAUUCAGGGGUGGAAUGUGCACACGUGACAUGCCGGGGAGUCCGCUUGCUUGGUUUUGUACACUACAGAUUUGUUGUUGAAGAGGAUGUGCCUGUUCUUUAUGUGUAUGAGCUACAAUUGGAGUCUUCUGCCCAAGGGAAGGGUCUGGGGAAGUUCCUAAUGCAGUUGAUUGAACUUAUAGCUUGCAAGUGCCAAAUGGGGGCCGUGGUGCUAACAGUUCAAAAAUCUAAUACAGAUGCUAUGGCUUUCUACAACAAUUUGGGAUAUGUAAUAUCCAGUACCUCGCCAUCACGAGUAGAUCCACUGAUUGGAAUUCAUAGAAGCUAUGAGAUCUUGUGCAAGACAUUUGAAUCCGAAGCCAAGUGUAAAUUGGAGGUGUGUAGCAUGUUCCAUAUUGUGUAGAUCCACUGUUAACCUAUGAAAUGUGCAGGAAGACAAGUAAUACACGGGGGAACACAAUUACGGCUGUGGUUCUACUUCUAUCUAUGGUUGCAUAACAAGCUCUGCGGGAUGCGGCGGCCCAUGUUUUUGUGAUUUAUUUGGAGUAGUACAGGAUGUUUGGUCUUAUAUCUUUCAGAGCCAAGGUUUGCCUUACCAAACUUGUGAAUAUUUGUUCCAUUGGCAACUUUGACCAUAUUUGCCUACCAUUAAUUAGGUUUGAUGGCAAAAA
Messenger RNA from Hordeum vulgare subsp. vulgare (domesticated barley), 1341 nucleotides. Its product is annotated as N-alpha-acetyltransferase 40. The record is from RefSeq and is a predicted model, not a curated record. Bases 369 to 1073 code for a protein of 234 amino acids. Gene Ontology annotation, cellular component: nucleus. Gene Ontology annotation, molecular function: histone H4 acetyltransferase activity; histone H2A acetyltransferase activity; protein N-terminal-serine acetyltransferase activity. The transcript is spliced from 8 exons. NCBI's taxonomy places the organism in Eukaryota, Viridiplantae, Streptophyta, Magnoliopsida, Poales, Poaceae.